This is a messenger RNA of Prorocentrum cordatum, 2370 nucleotides long. The record is from the annotation of a GenBank genome assembly. Lineage: Eukaryota; Dinophyceae; Prorocentrales; Prorocentraceae.
AGAUGCCGCAUGGGGCUCGAGGCCCUGCUCUCGGCUACGAUGUGGCGCGCUGCCGCGAAACUGCUCGCGACGUGGCCUCGCCUUCUUCGCCUCCACCUGUGCAGUUGCUGGAGAUCGCCAUCCUGUCUGCCAAGCCGUCGACGGGGCGCUGGCGCGCCGACUUGCCUGGGGGGGCGAGCUCUCUCCUCCGCGCGGCGCCUCGAGAGGAUCACGAGCAGCCAGCUCUUCCCGGCGUGCCAGGGGGGCGAUUCACGAGGCGCUCAAAGCGCUCGCUUGGCACGCCGUGGAGAGCCGCUCGAGCGCUCGAAGCCGCUCGCCGCCGCGCCGCCGCUGCUGGACGCCUGGCGCCAUCGGACGCGGGCCGUGACAGGGUCCUGCGUCGUGGCAGGGUUCAGGACAGAGGACCGGCCCCGGCGGAAGAGGGUCGUAACAGGGCCCAGAGUCGUGGCAAGGAUCAGGGCACAAGACAGGUAUCGAAGCCGAAAUCUCCUCAACAAACACAUCUACAAGAAUUUCAGAGCAGUCUUUACUUCGGCGCCUUCGACAUCAUCAAGCGCCUCAAGUCCUGGCUCCAGCUCCUCGGUCUUCAGCAGCGUGCUCGUCCAUUUCAUGUAUUUCGAGGAGACCAACCCUCUCAGCCUGAUUCAGACUCCGAAGAUCCAUCGCCUACAUGAACGAGCGUGCCGAAGCGUGGGCUACUCGAUGUCCCGCGAGCGUUCUCGGAGAGCAGCGUCGACGACUACGCCGACAGGAUGCAGUGUUGCGUCCCGUGCUUGACUGGCGCCUCUCGCCGCCCGCACUUCGGCGACAUGUUUGGCCCCUGUCAAGACGGUAACGGCCGCCGCCAGACAGCCGUUGACAUCUGCGAGAGGAGCGUGCAUGCUGUUGCGCGCGCUCGCAGCUGUCGCGCCAUGAUCUGCCUGGCCGUGCAUCCGUCCGCUGCAUCCGUCAGCUGUCGCGCCGACUGCCUGGCCGUGAGCGAAGAUGUGACGAAGAAGCUGCCGAACGCCGCGUUCACCGUCGCUGGAUUACUGCGGAAGACAUGCAUCAAGAAGACAAAAGGCUGCCUGGCGAAACUGCGCGUGGAGGCGACGAUAAUCCACCUGCGGACAUGAUUGGCAUCCUGAACUUGUCCUCGUCGUUGUCCUCCGAGUGGGCGGCGCUGCACGAGGAUCUCUCUCGAGCGCGUCCCUCACAGCUGUGGCCAGUCCUCAAGACACUGUCGGGCGAAUGGACAACAACCUACCGCGUGCGCGUCCACCCUCACAAGUUUCACUGUAUGUUCGGCUGCCCCGAGGUCGAGAGCAACCCGAACAUCGACGACGUAUCGCACUACCUCACUUGCCCGCGGCUGUGGUCUCAUCUAUGCCAACCUCGCGGCAUCCUCUCCGCCAGCGUCCUCCGGCGCAUUGGGCUCAAUGGCGAGGUAUCACAUGGCGAGAACGGCAGCGACAGCGCCAUCGCGCGCGUCUUCCUGCGCAUCCACAGGCAGAAUUACCUGUACCCUUACCCGACCUCUGACACCGAGGUCUGGGCGGUGGACCACCAGGAUGGCCGAGGGGCGGGGACAGGCGCGCGGCCGCAGCCGCUCCCCUCGCGGCGCUUGGGCGCCGCAGGCGUACACCGGCGGAGGGGGCUUCACCGCGGGCGGGCUGCGGCGCGUAUGAUGCGAUUCGAGCCAGGCGACCUGCAGCAGUACAUAGACGACCACAAGGCGGUGUGGCCAGAGAUGCAGUCGGCGCUGGUCGCCUGCGGCUGGCACAACUACAGCCUGUUCCUCCGCGAGGACGGCUUCGCCGUGGGUUACUUCGAGACUGACGUGGACUUCAAAACGGCGUGCGCCCGAAUGGACAAGCACGGAGUGAACGACCGCUGGCAAGAAGCGAUGAAGAAGUACACUCCAGCAAGCGUUAGCCCAGUGGACGCGGCAUCAGAGCUGAAACAUUAUUUUUAUUUGGGUGGCGACCGAUGCAUGGUGAGAGAUGGUACGAUACCCGCCCCACCAUUCGACGCUGCAUGGAAACCUCAGAGCUACACGGGAGGUGGUGGCAGGACACGGGCAGGCAGACGGCGAAUCUGUUUCCAGAUGCAGUUCGCACCGACCGCUCUGGACCAGCAUCUGAAAGAGCAAGAGCGGGUCUCGCCAGAGCAGCAGAAGGCGCUGAUAGAGUGCGGUUGGCACAAUUGCAGCCUCUUUUAUUCAAUCGCCUUCGGUCAACUCAGCUAACGUACCUUGUAUGUUUUUUGCGGUGCAGCGUUUUUGGUGGCGUUACAGGGCCAUCCUGGAUCUGUCCCACCAGCCACGGACAAAGUGGGGAAUGUUGCCUCGCGCUUGGGGGAGCAAGAUGAAGAAGAGGCGGAUACUGAGAA